GAAGGAGCCCCCCCCUCUCCGUCCCCCUCCAGAGCUGCCGCCGCCAUUGAAACAUACAAUACAAGAGAAAGCUAGCGGCAGGCGAGAGCAGCCCAGGGGAGUCAGCGGCAGCAGGAGCCUCCCGAGGCGGGGAAGGCGGCGGCGACCUCCGGGCAGCUUUGUGUAGGUGCAAGUAAAUAAAAACUUUCUGUCAGCAAAUUGAAAGGAAUAUAGCAGCAAGAUGUCUGCCCGAAGUGGGAAAAAGAAAAUGUCCAAAAUGUCACGCUCAAGCAGGGCAGGUGUUAUUUUCCCUGUGGGGAGGAUGAUGCGCUACUUGAGGAAAGGAACAUACAAGUACCGGAUAGGUGUUGGAGCGCCAGUCUACAUGGCAGCUGUCAUAGAAUACCUAGCAGCUGAAAUACUAGAGCUAGCAGGGAAUGCAGCAAGAGACAACAAAAAGGGAAGAAUUGCCCCCAGACACAUCCUCCUGGCAGUUGCCAAUGAUGAGGAACUGAACCAGUUGCUAAAAGGAGUGACCAUUGCAAGUGGAGGGGUCCUGCCCAGAAUUCAACCAGAGCUUCUUGCCAAAAAACGAGGUGCCAAAGGCAAAUCUGAAACUAUCCUUUCCCCGUCUCCUGAAAAGAGAGGGAGGAAAUCCUUGGUGAGCAAGAAGAGUGGAAAGAAAGCAAAGGCUACCAAAGCCCGGGCACCCAAAAAGAGCAAGCAGAAGGAGAAUGAAAAAGAGGGAGCCUCAAAUUCAACAUCUGAGGAUGGACCUGGGGAUGGAUUCACCAUCCUGUCUUCUAAGAGCCUCGUUCCAGGACAGAAGCUUUCUCUGACACAAAGUGACGUCAGCCAUAUUGGCUCCAUGAAAGUAGAAGGCAUUGUUCACCCAACAACUGCUGAAAUAGACCUCAAGGAGGAAAUAGGCAAGGCCUUGGAAAAGGCUGGAGGGAAAGAAUUUUUAGAAACAGUAAAGGAGCUCCGCAAAUCACAAGGACCUUUGGAAGUUGCUGAAGCUGCCCUCAGCCAGUCCAGUGGACUAGCAGCAAAGUUUGUGAUCCAUUGUCACAUCCCACAGUGGGGUUCAGACAAAUGUGAAGAGCAACUUGAGGAAACUAUUAAGAAUUGCUUAACAGCUGCAGAAGACAAAAAGUUGAAGUCCGUGGCUUUUCCACCUCUCCCCAGUGGCAGCACCAGAAAUUAUGGGAUGGGCACCCGGGCUCCAAAGUUCUGGCAGACAACUGUGGAGAAUCUUCUUUCUGAGGGCUCAAACCGUCUUAGCUUUAAGACUGCCGAUAUGCUCCACACGUGGAAAGAUUCCCAAAUCACACUUCACUGUCUUAGGGUUCAUACACCUGGUGCCAAGAGAAAAGAGUUCCUGAGUUCCCACCCAAGAGCUGUGCUGCAAUCUUUAUUUAAAUGGACUCUGAGCACCCACCUCCACGCAUCAGAUCACUACUUGGAAGUCAACAAGAAUGGAAUAUACAUGGACAAGCAUUCGAAGAAGAAAAGUUACUUACCUUUACAGAAACUGCUUCCCAAAACAGACCGCAGCCCAGGUGACUCUCAAAGCCAUUUCCACCCAUUUUGAUGACACUAGUUCUUCCUCCUUGAAGAACAUUUACUUUCUGCUCUUUGACAGUGAGAGCAUCGGAAUCUACGUGCAAGAAAUGGCCAAGCUAGACACCAAGUAGCUAUGGCAGCCAAAUGAAGCUUUAUUUUUCAACAUAAAUUUGAGUAGCAUUAAAGAAUUAGAGGUGGGUUUUAUUUUUAAAAUGUGGUGAAGAGGGGGAAUAUGUUAGUAGUUUGAUGUUUUGUGACUUAAUGGAGAGCUUUGCUAUGGAGGAGAGGGUUUAGUCUGUGAUUAAUUCUUGCUAUAGAUACCCCCUACCAUUUUAUAUCACCUUAAAGAAAUCUUGAGUAGUUAAUUUGCCAGCUCUCUUCAAAAGUUUGUUUAAAUGUGUCUUGCUUUUUUAGUUUAGGACUCAUUUUAGAUUUGUAGCUUUGAAUUUUACACACACAAUUCUUUGCUCCCCUUUCUUUUUUUGAGGGUGGAUGGCAAAAUGUUAACUUUUUUUGUCUACAUUCCAUGUUGGAGAGAGAAUUUUAAAGAUGUACUAGGACCUUCUAUUUUGUUUUACCCCAUAAUAAUCUCUGUAAUUACUGAGAAUAUUUCAUCUUGUUUUUUGUUUUAUAAGAAAAAAGAAAAGAAAA
Molecule: messenger RNA, 2196 nt
Organism: Chrysemys picta bellii (western painted turtle)
Lineage: Eukaryota; Metazoa; Chordata; Testudines; Emydidae
Product: core histone macro-H2A.2
Biological process (GO): heterochromatin formation; nucleosome assembly
Cellular component (GO): nucleosome; chromatin
Molecular function (GO): DNA binding; structural constituent of chromatin; protein heterodimerization activity
Source: RefSeq, a predicted model, not a curated record